CCGCCGGUAACCUCUCCAGUCUCCGGGGCGCAGCGCGUCAGUCUACCCUGAUGGGGCGAUUACUCCUGUGGUCAACUUGGAUGCCACCUCUGGGCCCCUUAUCAACAUUUGCCCCACUGUUGAGGUGAACAGACGGGAAUAGAAAAGACGGGAAAGAAGGAAGGACAGGAAAGACACGUGGGUUCCCGAGGCGCACCGUCGGAUCCGGCUUUGAUGCGCGCAGGUGUCCAGUUCAUCAGCUCAUUUUCUCCCCCUCUCUCUCAGCGAUCUUACAGAGUUCUGCGCAAGACUGAAAAAAAAUGUUCAAGAGGAAGACGUUCAGCCGAAGUGCUUUGAACACAGGAAUGCUCCUGGUCGGAUAUUUGCUUUGGGUUUAAGGGGAAAUCGCUCGGAUAUCAAACCUCUCCAGCGGAGACGCAGCAGAGGCUCUGGAGUUACAGAGAGCACGGGAGAAGAAUUUGGAAAGUAGAUCUUAUAUUUACGGAUUACCAGGCUUUUUUCUUCUUCUCCUGAGACAUAUCUCCGCGCUCUUCUUUGAUGUCUGAAAAGACCGUUGCGUUGCCAUGACGAGUGAGGAGGAGGAGGGCCCCAGCGUUGCAACAUCAACAGCAACGCCACCGUCAGCGGCAGCAAUCUCAAGGGUAACAACAGCCAUAGCCAGGCGCGAUAGCGAUGAUGCCGUCACUUCCUCCUCCCCCCGCAGGCCCUCCCCGCACCACCUCCCAUGUCCCAAGAAAAAGGAGGAGAAAGAGGAAGAAAUAGAGGAGGAAGGGAUUAUUCAGGAAGAGAGGAUUGAGGAGGAGGAGAAGGUGCUGGAGUGUCAAGAGGAUGAUGAGGACGACGAUGAUGAUGACAGCAGUGAUACCAGUGUGUUAGUGGUGCCCUACCCUGAGCUGGCACCUGUGGUCUUCUUCUGCCUCAAACAGACAACCUGUCCUCGUAGCUGGUGUAUACGCAUGGUCUCCAGCCCAUAUCCUUUUUAUAUUGUCAAUAAGAACAAACAGAUUGUCAACAUGUCUAGCAAGAUUGCGGGUCAGAAGCAGCGCAGCAUGACAGAGCUUUGUGAGUCCCGGGUAGCGGGAAAGGGACGGGCGAUCCUCGCUGACGUCUUACAUCCUCUGCAUGAGUUCCGCAUCCCUCUUCAGUCUCUAACCACUAACAGUCAGACAGAUGAGGUCGACAACGGUCAAUGCAGCUGA
Epinephelus fuscoguttatus (brown-marbled grouper) is the source of this 1199-nucleotide messenger RNA. RefSeq lists its product as uncharacterized. NCBI's taxonomy places the organism in Eukaryota, Metazoa, Chordata, Actinopteri, Perciformes, Serranidae. The transcript has 4 exons. The record is from RefSeq and is a predicted model, not a curated record. Bases 564 to 1199 code for a protein of 211 amino acids.